This is a messenger RNA of Neltuma alba, 911 nucleotides long. RefSeq names its product RNA polymerase II transcriptional coactivator KELP. Gene Ontology annotation, molecular function: transcription coactivator activity; DNA binding. The record is from RefSeq and is a predicted model, not a curated record. The coding region runs from base 20 to 493 and encodes 157 amino acids. The transcript is spliced from 4 exons. NCBI's taxonomy places the organism in Eukaryota, Viridiplantae, Streptophyta, Magnoliopsida, Fabales, Fabaceae. Gene Ontology annotation, biological process: positive regulation of transcription initiation by RNA polymerase II.
CACUGAUGUUCUGCUGGAAAUGGACGCUGAAAUCCAAGGACGAAUUGAGACCACUGUUCGGAGGAUUCUGGAGGAAUCAGACAUGGACGACGUCACCGAGUCCAAAGUCAGGAAGCAAGCCGCCAAAGAACUCGACCUCGACCUGUCGCGGCCGCACUACAAAGCCUUAGUGAAGCAGGUUGUGGAGGCUUUCAUUCAGGAAAAGCAAGAGGAGCCGGAGGAGGAAGAAAAUUCACAAGAGGAUACUUCUCAGGGCCAGGAGUACGAUGAUGAGGGCAAUCUCAUCAUCUGCAAGCUUUCAGCCCAGAGAAGGGUGACGAUUCAAGAAUUCAGAGGGAAAACAUUGGUCUCUAUCCGAGAGUACUAUAGAAAGGACGGUAAAGAAUUACCUUCUUCGAAAGGAAUAAGUUUGACGGAGGAGCAGUGGUCAGCCUUGAAGAAGAAUAUACCUGCCGUAGAGAAAGCCAUUCAGAAACUGGAGUCAAGCAUAUGAGAUGAAGCAAUCUCCGUACCCUGUUUUACAAGUACCUCUACUCAGUUGGCAGAACUAUCGAUCAUUUAGAUGAUGUUUUAGAUUCGGAAAUGGUCAUUUAUGCAGGGUUAUCCAAAAUGUGGUAUCAAGGAAACCUCUCAUAAGUCCCUUCAGCGUUUUAUCGUACUGAUAUGUUCAUUUGAUCCUCACUUAGCACUGGAUUUGCUUAUUUGGGGGAUAUAAUGUUUAUCGGGUUUUCUUUUGAUGCUGGACUUCUUUUCUCCCCCCCCCCCAAAGACUUUAUGAUGAAUCCUAUGUAGUGUUUGUAAUGUGUACUGCAAAUAGCCACUUGAGUGGUAAUGGAUAUUUUGGAAGAGCAUGGAGUAAGGCUGAUAUAGAAUUAGUCACUUAACGAUGAACGACAGUCUGAACUUCUCUU